AAAGAGAUUCAUAACGCUCUUUCUUUUAUGCUGACUUGAUAUGUGGAAUGGCAAGAUAAGAAGGUAAAGCAUAUAGCAAAAGAAGGUGUGCGUGUGACCCCAACAACAUGUCUUCUGCCAAAAUUCCCCAAGUUGUUCUCAAAUCUUCCUCUAAUGGAUGCAGCAUGCCAGUGAUAGCAUUUGGAACUGCAGCUUCUACUAACAAAAGCGAUGCAGAAACCACCAAAGUGGCAGCGAUUGAAGCUAUCAAAUUGGGUUACAGACACUUUGACACUGCAUCAAUCUAUGGAUCUGAAGAGGCUUUGGGUGAAGCCAUAGCUGAAGCUCUUCAGCUUGGUCUAAUAAAAUCUAGAGAGGAGCUUUUCAUCACUUCUAAGCUCUGGGUAACUGACAAUUUUCCUCAUCUUGUACUUCCUGCUCUGCACAAAUCACUUCAGACCCUGAAGUUAGAAUAUUUGGACCUUUAUUUGAUCCACUGGCCCAUUAGUGUGAAGCCUGGAAAUUGGCAAAUUCCAUAUGGUGAGGAAUUAAUAACAACAUUUGACUUAAAGGGAGUGUGGACUGCAAUGGAAGAAUGUCAGAAACUUGGCCUUACAAAAUCUAUAGGAGUCAGCAACUUCACUUGCAAGAAGCUUGAAAAUCUUCUCUCAAUUGCUACCAUUCCUCCUUCUGUCAAUCAAGUGGAGAUGAAUCCUGCAUGGCAUCAGAAAAAGCUAAGAGAAUACUGUGAAGCGAAGGGUGUAAUCAUAACUGCAUUUUCUCCUUUGGGAGCCAAAGGGACCAGAUGGGGUACCAAUGAAGUUAUGGACAGUGAAAUACUCAAAGAAAUUGCUGAGGCCCACGGCAAAACUAUUGCUCAGGUAUGUCUUAGAUGGUUGUAUGAGCUAGAGGCGACCAUGGCGGUGAAGAGCUAUAAUAAGGAGAGAAUGAAGGAAAAUUUGGAAAUAUUUGAUUGGUCUCUUACAAAAGAUGACCAUGAAAAGAUUAAUCAAAUAAAGCAGAAUCGUGUCAACAACGGGCCAGUUGUGUCUGUUCCUAACCUUUGGGAUGGAGAAACAUAGGAUUUGGUUCAAUACAGUGUUAUUUUGCCAACAUGUCGUUUAUGUAUUUUUGUUCUGUUGGUGAUUUGGUGUGUGGCAAUAAAAUGACCUACAAGAGUCUUCAAAUGGUCAUGGAAUAAGUGGUGAGACAAAACCCUGAGUUCUCCUCCCUCACUCUCACACUAGCAAGCACCAACCUUUCCCUAGUACUUUCAAAAGUUAUGGUAUUGUAACUCUGUUUUUCUUUUAGUUUCAUUUUAUACUUUUUUUUUGAGUAACUAUGAGUGUAUCUAUUGAUUCUUCUAAAUAUUUAUUGUCACUUUUAUUUAAGUGAUUUUU
Abrus precatorius (Indian licorice) is the source of this 1379-nucleotide messenger RNA. Its product is annotated as NAD(P)H-dependent 6'-deoxychalcone synthase-like. Gene Ontology annotation, molecular function: aldose reductase (NADPH) activity. The record is from RefSeq and is a predicted model, not a curated record. Bases 108 to 1061 code for a protein of 317 amino acids. The transcript is spliced from 4 exons. Lineage: Eukaryota; Viridiplantae; Streptophyta; Magnoliopsida; Fabales; Fabaceae. Gene Ontology annotation, cellular component: cytosol.